Molecule: messenger RNA, 3776 nt
Organism: Myotis davidii
Lineage: Eukaryota; Metazoa; Chordata; Mammalia; Chiroptera; Vespertilionidae
Gene: GPRIN3
Product: GPRIN family member 3
Exons: 4
Coding region: 495-2831 (778 amino acids)
Biological process (GO): neuron projection development
Cellular component (GO): plasma membrane
Source: RefSeq, a predicted model, not a curated record
GCCGCGCGGAGAAGAGCCGGGCGAGAGGCAGAUGAGCAGAGCUGGCAAUUGGGAAGAAAAGCUGAAUGUGAAAUGGAGCUGAGCAGGAACUAACCGGAACCUGCAAGACAAACCAGAGCCUGUGUUGGACUUCUACCUCCUCCAGCCCCAGUGACCUGGAAGAACCGUAGAAGGAGCCGGCACUAUUCACUGGAACACUAUUCAUGCACCGACCAGAAGCUGGAGAUGAGGAUCUGGUGGGAGGCAAAGGACCAUAGCCUGACUGCCAUCUGACAUCACCAAGAAAACCCUCCAACAGCAGUGUGGAGAAUUGAAGAAGGUACAGAUUGGAGGCAGAGAGAUUAUAUAAGAAGCUCUUGAAAUAAUUAUGGCAAGAAAUAAUUGGUCCUUCAGAGAAAUCAUCCCUGAUUGUGUCUUCACUCUGACCUGCGACAGCUUCCCAGUGGGAGCACUGCUCAGGGGAGAGCUCUGAGGUUUUCCUGAAGAGAAAUUCCAUGGGGACUGUACCUGACCCUCUAAUAUUAGCUAACACUUCCCUGAUCACAGCUACCGGAAAAGAAGAGGACCUAGGAGAGGUACAGGCGGCCUCACCUCCGCCUCAACCAGCCCUCCUGUGUAAGAACAUCGAUGGCCUUUCCAGCAAGCCUCGGGAACCAGCCCUCAGCCCCCGGGCAGCUUCGGAGGCCCUGAUGCAGGCCUGUGAGCAUGAGGCCGCGCGGCCAGACAUGUCUUCUCCUGGCAUCUUCAAUGAGGUGGAGAAAGCAUCUCCCACACUCAACUCCCCUGGCAAUACCCAGCGGCCAGGAAACAGCAAGCCCACAGCACCAACCCCGUGUUCUGCAGCAGUGGAGGAUCUUAUACACACAGCGUGUACCAUGCCAGCCAGUCAGCACAACCACCAGGCCAUCCCAGGGGGCCAGCCCAACGCCAGCGCCUCCUCGGCAUCUGAAGAGACACUGGGGAAAUCAGAGAGAACCUCAGAUGGAGAGCAAUCUAAGACACCGAGUUGUCCUGUGGGAGGCACUUGUAGCAGCAGCCAAGAUCAAGUGCCCUGUGAUUUUCCCUCUCAAGACACAAUCCCGGGAGUGGUGCAGACUGCAAACACAGCCCCCAGGAUGCUCAGUCAUGCCACCCCUCCUGCAGGCGGGCCUGAAGGGGACAGGCAGGGAGCCAUGUCCGACGCCAAGACCAGGGCCUGUGACUCUCCAGCCGGAGAAGACGGGUGUUCAGGGAACACACAGCCCUCUGCCACCACCGCUGACACCCAGGCGGUGAGUCCUGGGACACCUCAACCAUCCCACCUCUCCAGCAAAGGUUCGACGUUUCCUCCAGAGCCAGAGAAGACGCUGCCAGCAGCACAGCACCAGGCGUCCAGGUUCAAAGAAGCCAGUACAAUGACCAAUCAGGCUGAAAAUGAGAUCAAGGAAGUUCCCAGCAGGGCUCAGCAAGAUGCGGAGGUGCAGGCCGUGGCCAGUGUCGAGAGCAGAUCCGUCUCCACCAGCCCCAGCAUCCUCACUGCGUUCUUAAAGGAAAGCCCCGCUCCUGAGCGUUUGGAACAAGAGCAGCUACGUGUGGUUUGCCACGGCAGUGGGAGCCAGGUGUUGGAGCUGUCAGUCAACAAGCUAUCCCCCCAGGAGUCGGGGCGGUGCCCUGGCAUCACGCCAGAGGUGCACAGCCAGGCAGCUGCAGCUGUCUCCACAGCUCUCCAAGGAGAUAGGAGAUGGGUGAGCCUGCCAGGGGAGGUCCCCAAUACCUCAUCCAUCAAUGAGGCAUCCAGCAAUGCCCAGGAUAAACAUACAGAUGAUGGGAGGUCAGCUGGAAUGACCCCAGGGAGGGCAGAGCCCACUUCUAAACAGCUUUCUGCUAAUUCUAGCUCCCUGAAAGCUAGCCUCACUGACCAGAUUUCCAUUAGUGCAGGAAGUCAAGAUGAAACCAGUCACGGGUUGGGGACAUUUGGAACCAAGCCAUCUGAGCUUGCAGUGAAAACCACAGGUGGCCACAAAACAGACCCUGAUUGCAAACUCUCCGCCUCCUGUGGGCCUGCCAGCAAAGCUGACCAGCUCGGGGGCUCGGACCCCACGGAUAAAGGUGAUGCAAGAGAGAAGAAGCCCGCAUCGCUUCCGGUAGGAAAAGAACAAGAAUUGAAAGGCACGAAUCUCCUGGAUGGGAAAGCCAGGGCAGAGGGCAAAAGCGUACUGCUCAAUCCUAAAGCUCAAGAGAGUGGAGGCUCGGGGUCAGCUGCCAGUCCCACACCCUCCCCCGUUAGAAAUAACCAGGAGGGCACCGUGGAGGAACACAGGCCGGCCAAACCAGCCACCAGCCUGAGCCUGCCGUCCGAACCCAUGGGUGACUCCAGUCCUAGUUCGGGCAAGAAGACCCCUUCUCGCUCGGUCAAGGCCAGCCCGCGCCGGGCCAGCCGGGUCAGCGAGUUCCUCAAGGAGCUCAACGUGACAGCGGCCGCCCAGGUGGGGCUCACCCCGGGAGAGAAGAAGAAGCAGCUUGGCGCCGACUCCAAGCUGCCCUUGAAACAGUCCAAGCGGGUCAGGGACGUGGUGUGGGACGAGCAGGGCAUGACCUGGGAGGUGUACGGCGCUUCCCUGGACCCCGAGUCGCUGGGCGUCGCCAUCCAGAACCAUUUACAGAGACAGAUCCGGGAGCACGAGAAAUCCAUCAAAGCGCAAAGCAGCCAGGCCCGGCGGUCCAUUUCCUCGGAUACGUCUUCGAAUAAGAAACUCAAAGGCAGGCAGCACGGCGUGUUCCAGUCCAUGCUGCAGAACUUCCGGCGCCCCAACUGCUGCGUCCGCCCUGCCCCGUCCUCGGUGUUAGAUUGACGGGGAGCAUGUGUGGGACCCUUGGUACACCUUGAGGGUCUUCCUACGGGUCGGUCCAGGUCAGAGCUUGCUCGGUUUCCUCCCGCCCCCAGCCCCCAGAGACCAAGAAGAGAAAGCUGAGUAUUAACUACAGGAAAUUGCUACUAAGAAUUGCUGGGUCCUUUGACUGGAGCCCCAUAAAUUAAAAUAUCUUUUCAGUUCGGGUCACACAAGGGAAACGAAGACAUUUCACUCUGCAAGAAGGAACGAGAGAAAAGCAAGCUUCCCUGAAAGUUCUCCACCUCAAUCAAGAGGAAAUAAGAUUCACUGGGGUUUUUUUCAUAGGUUGUUGCUUAGAGAGCCAGAAUUGUUAUGAUAUGUGUGUCAUUUUGUGCCACUGUCUCAAUUGAACGCACUAUGGUAUUUCCAUUAAAACCCCGGCUUUGUGUUAAAAAUACCAGAAACACUAUUAGCAAAACCACCGUUACACUUUCUAGUCCUGUUGCAACAAGAAUACUGUUACCAUGCAAAAUUUAAGUAGCUGAUAAGAACUAUAAUGGAAAAAAGGUAAAACAAAUUUGACUCAUUCCUAGGCCAGAGGACAUGAAGUAAAAGCAUUUAAAUGCAUACGAUGCCAAAUAUGAAUUAAUAUUUGUAAACGUCUACAGAUAACCAUUUUUGUAAACCUUGUUAUACCUCUUCAUAAAUUUAAGAAAGUUAUAGGAGGGAAAUUAGCUAUGCUUUCGAAUAUGAAUACUGCCCACAUAAUACAUGAAUUUAUAUAUAUAGAUUUUCCAGCACCAAAGGCAAGAUGCAUCUCUGUGAUUCAGACUAGAUUAAAUUCCCAUUUCCUUACCCCAGAGAAAGUACAUGUGGCUGAAUUCUUGAAAAAAGUCAUCAAGUUAUUGAUAAUAUUAAAUUUUAUGUUGUACGGGUGUUCUCCAAAAGCAUUCUACUGAAAUGUUA